UGGCAAUUGUUGUGUGAGUUAUAGUGUUAUUAAAAACAUUGUUUUCAAUCGAUAUGAAUAUUAAUGAUAUUUAUUAAUAAUAUAUAAUAUUAACAAUUGAUUGCAAUUAAUGGUCAAAAUUGAAUGCAUUUGUAAUCAAUGAACGCCAGAAGCAAUACGUUUGAGUUUAACUGUUUGGGCUCUGAAGUCAAUGAAAUAGUUUCGGCGAUCUUUCACUCGAUUGUCUUCUAUAGAUGUUAUGGCAAAUUUCAAUACAAACACGAAGACUCGUAUUCAAUCGGAACUCUUGGUUACGAAGAGAUUGACUGUGAUUUCAUAGAUUUUACUUAUAUCCGAAUAUCUUCACCACAACUCAUUCAGAAUAUUAAUAAAGCCAUCAAAGAGUUUGUCGAUGAGUUAAGACAAGACAAUAGUCAGACUAACGGUGCGAUCACUUUAAAGUUUUUCUCCCGAAGACGUGGUCGCUGGCCAUUCACUGACGCACCACUUGUUUGGGAGAUUUGGACCGUUAAAGUCAACUGUGAUAGGGAUAGGGAUAGAGAUAAGGAUUCAAAAGAGUGUCAAAGAGAUCGCAUUGAAGACCUAUUACUUGAAAAAUUGAUAUCAAUUAUACAGAUAAUGAAUAGCAGUAAAUCAUAUUUACCGCAAAUGCCUAAUCAACAAAACUCUGACACUAUUUUUGAGACUAAUUAUAGCGAUGUUCAGCCAUACAUAUUUCAAAUAUCGCAUACAAUGGGCGCAGCAGCUAAUCCUCAAUUAAUGGCAACUCAAGGAACUGAUGAAAAUGUUAUUAAGAAAUUUAUCAAAGAAAUUAUUAAUUAGGAUUAAAAAAUUAAUUUUAAUUAAGAUUUUAUAAUGAAAUAAACAACAAAAAAGUUUUAAUAUAAUGAAAUAAAAAUUAAAUGUUUAUAUUUAUUGCA
Molecule: messenger RNA, 920 nt
Organism: Oppia nitens
Lineage: Eukaryota; Metazoa; Arthropoda; Arachnida; Sarcoptiformes; Oppiidae
Gene: Atg101
Product: autophagy-related protein 101-like
Exons: 6
Coding region: 139-822 (227 amino acids)
Biological process (GO): autophagosome assembly; autophagy
Cellular component (GO): phagophore assembly site
Source: RefSeq, a predicted model, not a curated record